This is a messenger RNA of Siniperca chuatsi (mandarin fish), 8959 nucleotides long. It is a transcript of the gene mkln1, whose product is annotated as muskelin 1, intracellular mediator containing kelch motifs. Gene Ontology annotation, cellular component: cytoplasm. Lineage: Eukaryota; Metazoa; Chordata; Actinopteri; Centrarchiformes; Sinipercidae. Gene Ontology annotation, molecular function: protein binding. The record is from RefSeq and is a predicted model, not a curated record. Bases 978 to 2852 code for a protein of 624 amino acids. The transcript is spliced from 17 exons.
UUUUUAAUCUUGAAAUUGGAAAGGCCAGCAAUUGUUCAGAGCAUCACCUUUGGGAAGUAUGAGAAGACUCACGUCUGCAACUUGAAGAAGUUUAAAGUGUUUGGUGGGAUGAGUGAAGAGAACAUGACAGAGCUUUUGUCCAGAUUCUGACAGGAGCCUGUUGCAGUGAUGGCUGAUAUCCAGGCAAUGUUCGAUCAGGUCAGAGUCUCAGAAAAGGACAUCAACUUUCUCUGCUUUCUGUGGUGGCCUCAGGGCAAUUCCAAGCAAGCUCCAGUGGAAUAUCGCAUGACCGUUCACCUGUUUGGAGCUGUGUCGUCACAGAGUUGUGCGAAUUAUGCACUAAGGAAGACUGCAGAUGAUAACCAGUUCUCUACAGAAGUGGUCAGUACCAUCAACUGCAAUUUUUAUGUGGAUGACUGCUUAAAGUCUUCAGAGGAGGAAGCAGUACAGAUGCUGAAAGACCUGACUGACUUCUGAUGUAAAGGGGGGUUUAACUUCUCAAAGUGGAUAAGCAACAGCCGCACAGUUCUGACAUCAAUUCCGGAGGAAAGCACUCCAGUGGUGUGUGGAUACAGACAAGUUCAAGUUCAGAACUACAGUGCAAGAACGACCACAGACAAGAAGAGGCAUUCUGUCAGUGGUCAGUUCCCUAUAUGAUGCAGAAAAGACGUGCUCCAGAGAGAGUUGCAAUUUCAAAUGCAAAGAUCAACUUUUUGGACAGACAGUACAACAGUCCUAAAAUACAUCAGCAAUGAAACUAAGCGUUUUCACACCUGUUGUUUGUUGUUGCAAACAGAACAGCUGUCAUAAGAGAAGUAACUGAUGUUGAACAAUGGAGAUAUUUUGCUUCUAAGGAGAAUCCAGCUGAUGAAGCAUCCAGAGGAAUAAAAGUGGAAGACUUCCUGAUAAGCAAAAGUGGCCUUAAGAAUGACUACAACAAGGAAACGUUCACCUUAAAGCACAAGAUUGACGAGCAGAUGUUUCCCUGCAGAUUUGUCAAAAUAGUGCCUCUGAUGUCUUGGGGUCCUAGUUUUAAUUUCAGCAUCUGGUACAUUGAGCUGCAUGGUAUCGAAGAUCCUGAUGUGGUGCAGCCCUGCCUUAAUUGGUACAGCAAGUACAGAGAACAGGAAGCCAUCCGCCUUUGCCUCAAGCACUUCCGACAGCAUAACUACACAGAGGCCUUCGAGUCACUGCAGAAGAAGACUCGGAUUGCACUGGAGCACCCAAUGCUCACCCACCUGCAUGACCGGCUGGUGCUGCAAGGAGACUUUGACGCCUGUGAGGAGCUCAUAGACAAAGCUGUGAGAGACGGCUUGUUUAACCAGUAUAUCAGCCAGCAGGAGUACAAGCCCAGGUGGAGUCAGAUCAUCCCGAAAUGCAACAAAGGUCCAAGCACCCAAGAAAUCAACCGAGACGACAUGAACAGUGAUGGUGACGACAACAGGCCAGGGAUGAGGGGAGGACAUCAAAUGGUCAUUGACGUCCAGACUGAGACAGUGUACUUGUUUGGGGGCUGGGACGGCACACAGGACCUGGCUGACUUCUGGGCCUACAGCGUUCAGGAGAACCAGUGGGCCUGCAUCUCCAGAGACACUGAGAAAGAGAGUGGUCCGAGUGCACGUUCGUGCCACAAGAUGUGUAUUGACUCCCAGCGGCGUCAGAUCUACACGCUGGGCCGGUACCUGGACUCCAGCGUCAGGAACAGCAAGUCUCUGAAGAGUGACUUCUAUCGGUACGACAUUGAUGCCAACACCUGGACGCUACUCAGUGAGGACACGUCAGCUGACGGAGGGCCAAAGUUGGUGUUUGACCACCAGAUGUGCAUGGACUCGGAGAAGCACAUGAUCUACACGUUUGGCGGUCGCAUCCUGACAUGUAACGGCAGUGUGGAGGACAGUCGGACAUCAGAGCCUCAAUUCAGCGGCCUGUAUGCCUACCACUGCCAGGCCGGAACUUGGAGCCUCUUGCGGGAAGACUCGUGUAACGCUGGGCCAGAGGACGUCCAGUCCCGCAUCGGACACUGCAUGCUCUUCCACACUAGAAACCGCUGUCUGUACGUGUUCGGAGGUCAGAGGUCAAAGACGUACCUCAAUGAUUUCUUCAGCUAUGAUGUGGAUGGAGACCAUGUAGAGAUCAUAUCUGAUGGCACCAAGAAGGACUCAGGAAUGGUGCCGAUGACGGGCUUUACCCAGAGAGCAACCAUCGACCCCGAGCUCAAUGAGAUCCACGUCCUGUCGGGCCUCAGCAAAGACAAGGACAAACGUGAGGAGAACGUCCGCAACUCCUUCUGGAUCUACGACAUUGCCCGCAACAACUGGUCAUGUGUAUAUAAAAACGAUCAGGCAGUGAAAGAAAACCCGAGCAAAGCUCUGCAGGAGGAGGAGCCGUGUCCACGCUUUGCACACCAGCUGGUCUACGAUGAGAUGCACAAGGUGCAUUACCUGUUUGGUGGAAAUCCCGGAAAGUCUUGUUCUCCCAAGAUGCGCCUGGAUGACUUCUGGUCCCUCAAACUGUGUCGGCCCUCCAAGGAGUACCUGCUCCGCCACUGCAAAUACCUCAUCAGGAAAUACAGGUUUGAGGAGAAAGCCCAAUCGGAGCCACUAAGUGCACUAAAAUACCUACAGAACGACCUUUCACUGACAGUGGACCACACAGACCCUGAUGAGACAAAAGAGUUCCAGCUUCUGCCCUCGGCACUCUUCAAGUCCAGCUCUGACUUCAUCCCUCUGGGUUUCUCAGACGUAGACCAGACGUACGCUCAGCGGACGCAGCUCUUCGACACGCUUGUCAACUUCUUCCCGGACAGCAUGACCCCACCCAAGGGCAACCUGGUAGACCUCAUCACGCUCUAGCCCCUCCCACCUCUGACACACCCACUCCUUCCCCAUCACUUCACCCACUGGACUAACUGAACACCUACUCAUCCGCGCACCUGACGGGAUGGAGGUAACAGAGACCAGUUAUUUUUCUAUUCCUGAACCCUGCUCGUGGGAUUACACUUCAUCUGGAACCUCCUGCUGUCACAGCCUGCGUUGCCUGAUGGUGAGGGUCCUAAACACACACAUAAACACAACACUGUGUUAUUUGGAUAUGAGCGAAACUCCACGACCUGAGGUGUGUGUUUUACUUUUCCCAAGAUAUCUCUUUGAUUUUUUUUUCUUGCUGAUGAACAUUUCUUGGAGCACGCAAAGCCCCUCUAAAUGCCAAAUAUCGCUUGUGUUUUUCAUUUUAUUUUAUUUUUGUCCCUAGAAAAGUUAUGGCCAAAAAGAGGAUUUGCAGACAUUUGGUUGCAGUCUUUUUUCAUAGAUUUUUCCCCCCUUUUUUUAAGUGUUUGAUUUGUGCUUUGUACCCAUGCAAACGCCCACACAGUCGACCACAGGCAUCCAUCCACAUGUUUGGAGCAUAACAGAUGAUGAGAUGACGUCUGUUCAGCCAGUUGUUGAGAAAGUUAAGUUUAAAUUCACUGGUUGUUAAUUUAUUUGACAGGAUAAGACAGGACGGUGUGAUCAUGAUACAGGAAAUCACUUCACUCUCCAUAGGUACAGGUUCUUUUGGUAAAAUUGUAGUAUCUCUCCUGCAAAAUCUUAUGUAAAAUUUAAUUUUGAUGAUUUGGUUAGCUUGCUUUUCUGUAACAAAUGCCCCCUAUUUAUGAUUGUGACGGCCACACAGAGGCAAAUCGUCAAAAAAAAUAGUAGUGUUGUAGGAACAAUAGAAGAAUGAUUCUAUGAGAUAACAUUUAAUAUAUAUCUAAAUAUACCUUUUUUAUAUUGGUUUUGGUUGUUAUCCCUGUAAAACUGGCUGGUAAAUGUGGAUAUAGUACAGGAGACAUGGUGAAGUUUUGAAUUUUUUUUCCUCAGUAAUUAAUGGACUUUAAAUUCAUUCUAAGUGGCUAAAUGGUGUACAGAAUAUGUAAAUAUAAGUAUAGGACUUUUUUGGAUUGAACAGAUUCUGUGCUGGAUCAUGUUCUUUCUUGUCCCUCUUCAUCAAAAAGUCAGGGUCCACAUACAGUAACUUUCUGGCUCUAUAUUUAAUACUCAUUAUUACUUAUUGGAAAUAAUUUAAAACAAUUGGUGUGCAUGUGUGAAUUAAGUGCUGGAGCCAGUAAUCCAGUUUGACAGAGUGGGGAGAGGCAUUUUAGAUCUUUUUUGUCAUAGUGUGUUGACAGGAUGUUCUUUCAGUGUGAUUAAUUUAUGGGUGAAAUGUUCCUCUUUUUUUCUAAAAAUCCCAAAUGUGCCCCUAGAUUUGUGAAAUAGAUGGCAUGGCUGAGUAGAACCAGCCAAGCCUCAGUGUCAUGCAUUACAACCAUGUGGAGUACAAACUUGUCAGGUAUUAUACCACAGCCACAUGCCAACAAAAUGCCAUAUGUCAUCAAAUUAAAAACACUAGUUACAUUAUUUUAAAAUAUAUUUUUAGCCAUGCAAGCAGCACGGCUCUAGGAAUGGCAAUGUUGGUCUGUUGGUCCACCUCUUUAGUCCAGACUGAAAUAUCUCAACAACUACUGGACGGAUUGAUUAAAUUUGGUUCAGACCUCCCCGUGCUCCCCAGAGGAUGAAUCCCUGACUUUGAUGAUCCCUUGACUUUUCAUCUAGCGCCAUUAUGAGGUUGACAUUUGUGGUUCAGAGUGAAAUAUCUUGUCAACUACUGGAUGGAUUGCUAUUGAAUUUGCUUCAGAUAUUCAAAGUCUCUUGAGGAUAAAUUGUUAUUACUUUGGUGAUCUUCUGACUUGUACUGUAGUGCCACCAGCAGGUCAACGUUUUCACUUGUUCAGUGAAAUAUCUCAACAUCUACUUGAUGGAUUGGCACCAAAUUUGGAACAGACAUUCAUGGUUCCCAGAAGAUGUAUUCUAAUGUCUUUGGUGAUCCCCUGACUUUUAUCUUGCGCCACCAUGAGGUUGACAUAUUUGGUUCUUAUUGAAUUCAUGUCCCCCUCAGGAUGAUUUGUAAUAACUUUGAUCUCCUAACCUUUCAUUCAGUGCUUUUUUUUUAGUAAAUGUUAGCUUGCUAACACACUAGACUAAGAUGGUAAACAUAAUACCUGCUAAUCAUCAUCAUGCUAGCAUGUUAGCAUGCUGGUGUUUAGUAUUUAACUCAAAGUACAGCCUCACAGAGCCUCUAGUGUGGCUGUAGACUCUUAGUUUUGUUGAUCUUGCUUUUCUGUUUUUAGUACCGUGAAAUGUAGUCCCUGUACCCCAGAAUUCUGCUUGCAUUGCCAGGCAACUCUGUCCUCCUACCACUGUUAGUUGAUCCGGACGUCCAGAUUCACACAAAUAUCAAACACGUUUCAAUUUCAAUUUUGUUUCAAUCUUAUUUUAUUGGUUACGCAAAUAAGCCUAUCUCCAAGCUCUUUAGCUAAGCCUCACUGUGGCUGUCUUCACCGAUAGUUGAAGUCAUUGGUGUCCGAUUGUACUGCCCAGUUACUAAAAGUUAAUCCCCACCUGCCAGCCAAAUCUAGAUCAGAAUCUAGAAUUUUCAGUCUCCAUGGUAGAAUUUAAUUUCACAGACAGACCUGGUUGCUGUUAUUUGACUCAUUCAAUAGAAGUCUACCAGACAUGAGUUGGUUUUAGUUGACACAGAAGACUUUCACACACAACUGGCUGCCUCUUAAGUCUUUGUUACACAUCCUACAAAAACUGAACACUAGUGAAAAGUUAUCGCUUUGGUCUUCUUAAUCUCCCUUGAGAAACACUAUUCAGAAAGAGACAGUGACAGGGAUUUUCUGUGGUCAUCAUUCAAAGGUUAUUAUGUCUGAUAAUGGCAACAUGGUUCUUACACCCAUAGGCAGCGUGUGAAACAGCAGAUUUGUAGUUCAACUGUAUGUAGUAAAUAAAGAAGGGACACCCAAAGGUUCCUACCAACACAGUAACUCUGUCAGACGCUAACGCAUUGUUCAUUGGUCAGGUGAAAGCAACAAAUGAUUGUCUCCAAGUCCUACAUUUAAAACAACUGUGGUACAUCAGAACCCUACGUGACUUGUCAUUCUUGGCACAUCUGCUACGACUGUUAACCACAAUUUGUACAUAAUUUGUGUGUAAUGUACAGGAUCAGUACUAUCUAUGAGCUUGAAGAACAUUGAGGAAAAAUGACAUCAUUAGGUCAGUUUAACAAGAGGGCAGAGUUGGGUAAAAAGUUGGUUUGUUCAUUGUGUAACUUAAUGGCAAAUUUAAAAAAUCUUUCAUGUUUUACACUAUUUUGACUUGAGGGUCACAUCUCUAAUCAGAGUGAAAUUUAAUGUUGAGUCACAGAUGCUAACUGAGACUUUAAGAUCAGACAUGAACUAGUUAACUUAUGAGUCCCUCUUUAGUAGCAUUUUAUAGAGAAUGAUUUAAAUUAUUGCACUUAUUUUGAAAUUAAAGGACCAUACUGAUGUUUUGCAGGUUAAAGGCCAUAUCAUUACAAGUCAUGUACUGUAAAGUUAAAGUGAGCCUAUGUAACAUUUGCUCAACUACAGUUGAGUCAAACUAAGUUUCCAAUUACAGGAUCCAUCCUAAAUGCUUGCACCAGUUUGUGUCUCUCAUGUAUUAUCAUUACAUUUUAGUCACAGAGCAAAGAAUCAGUUUUUCUGAAAGAUAAAUCCCUGUUGAUCUUUGAAAAACCCAGAAGUUCCUUUAACAACACUUGCAGAAAAAUUAAACUUUACUGUGUGUAAAAAAAAUUAAUUUAAAAAAAGCUGCUAUAGUGUUACAAAUUAAAGGUCCAGUGUGUAGGAUUUAAUGGCAUCUAGCGGUGAAAUUGCAGUUUGCAACCAUUUGAAUACCGCUCACCUCACCCUCCCCUUGCAAGCGUGUAGGAGAAACUACGGUGCCCACGAAACUCACGAAAAACACGAAAGGCCCUAUCUAGAGCCAGUGUUUGGUUUGUCCGUUCUGGGCUACUGUAGAAACAUGGCGGUGCAACAUGGUGGCCUCUGUGGAAGGGGACCCGCUCCCUCUGUAGAUAAAAACUGCUCAUUCUAAGGUAACGAAAACACAAAGAUUCUUAUUUUCAGGUGAUUGUACAUUAAUGAAAACAAACUUUAUUAUAUUCCAUUUCUGCCAAUAGCUCCUAAAUGUUACACACUGAACCUUUAAGCAAGUACAUAGGUCAUUUCCAGCUAGCAUCUUAUGUAGAUUAGGAAAUGGUUUCACAACUUGAGAAGCAGGUUAAAAAUCUUUUUUUGUUACAGCAGACAAAAUAUUUUUUUUUAUCCAGGUAGACAGAAGAGUCUUUGAGGAUUCUGGAAAUACUGUGAAAACAGCAAUAAGUAUGAGUUUUUUUCAAAGAUCACCAGUGAUUUAUUUUUUAGAAAAUCAUUUGCUUAGUUCUGUGACUCAGAUGUAACUAUAAUAUAUGAAAGGCACUAACUGGGGCUAGGUAAAUGCUAAAGACUCAGUAAGCCAGUGAACUGACUUAGUAAUGUUAGUUACACAGCAAAACCCCUUGUAUUAAAGUGAGCAAGAGUGACUUUAAUUGCUUGUGAAUUAAACUUUUCAUUUGUAAGAGGAAGAAUAUGUUAAAGUGUUUCCUGCAUUGCAGACAGCCGUUUCAUUUUAUUUCACUAUGCUGUGAAAAUCAGCUUACAGAGACUUGUAACUUAAUAAUAAUAAUAAUAAUAAUAAUAAUAAAACAAAACAAAACAAAACCAGACAUGUUCACAAUAUGUCACAAGUAAAAAUAGAUUUUUUUGUAUGGUGCUGAAGUGAACUGAAACCAGCUGCUAGGUGGAAGGCAGGGGAACAACUACAGUAUGCUUUGAAAAAAAGGUUGGCAGUGAUGUUAGAGGAAUAGUUAGACAUUUUUUACUUUCUUUCUGAGACUGUUAGCUGAGAAGAUCAAUACCGCCCUCAUGUCUGUACACUAAAUAUGAAGCUUAGCACAAAGACUAGACUAGUGACCCCCCUGUUUCCAGUCUUUCCAGUUAAGCUAACCACCUGUUUGCAUGUGCUUUAUAUUUACAGUACAGGCAUGAAAGUGGUGUCAGUCUUCUCAUCUGACUCAGCAAGAAAGCAACUAAGCACAUGUCCCAAAAUGUCCAACUAUUCCUAUAAGGGUACAUGAUUUGUAGCAAAUGAAAGAGUGUUAUGGUCCUUUAAGUGUCAGACAGAGCUUCUUAUCUCCUACAAACCCUGUGAAUGGAAUUGUUUGGUGCUUUACAUUGAAUGCACUUAAUGUGGAAUCUGUAUCUGGUGAAGUCACUUCCUCACUUGCUUUGUCCUGGUUUUAAAUGUAUAAUGUGCGUAUUAAUACAACAGAUUACACUGUUGUAUAAAAUGUCAGAUCCCAUCAGGAUAUUGUUUACUAUGAUUGGGGGUGCGCUUUAGCAUCAGCACACAGACAGCAUUUGAUUCCAUAAAUUCAUCAGUCUAGGAAAGUACAACCUGUAGCGAUUUACCGCAGUUGUUUUUGUGUGUUGGUUUGUUUUGUUUGAGGGGGAAGAUGGUACGUGCGUUGUCUGUUCAUGUUAUGCCAUGCUUCUUCUGCCCUGACACCUACUAAAUGGAAACAGGUGGGUGAUUUUAAAAAGAAGAAACCAGAACAAAAACCGAUGCGUAUAGCUAAGUGAAAAUGCUGUGCGAGGUAUUGGUUAUAUUUUGACAACAUUUUGGGCUCAUCAUGCUUGCCGUAGCAUUUAUUUUUGUUUUGUGCCAGAAGAAAACUGUGUUUAAAAAGACUAAUUGAAAGCACCUUUGAAAAAAAAAAAAAAAAAACACAAUGCCAAAUACUACUUUUUCUUUCUGUUAUUUUAGGAUAAAUAUCCUCCGCACAACAAUGUUUGCUGGAUGGAAUGUUAUUUUCUCUUCUUUUCUUUCCAUCUCGCCCUCCUCUCGACGCCUGGGUGGGACUCAGGAGUUUUAAGGCUGGUACUCUCAGAUCAGUAAGCACUACUCUGUGGAUACAGUGAAUGUGUAGAAAGCCUUGUAGUAUUGCAUUGUAUGUAAUGUAUAUAAUGAAUAAAGAUUGUAUUUUGUUCAGGUUUUCUUAA